This is a messenger RNA of Lagenorhynchus albirostris (white-beaked dolphin), 612 nucleotides long. Its product is annotated as 1,4-alpha-glucan-branching enzyme-like. Gene Ontology annotation, biological process: glycogen biosynthetic process. Lineage: Eukaryota; Metazoa; Chordata; Mammalia; Artiodactyla; Delphinidae. Bases 1 to 612 code for a protein of 203 amino acids. Gene Ontology annotation, molecular function: hydrolase activity, hydrolyzing O-glycosyl compounds; 1,4-alpha-glucan branching enzyme activity. The record is from RefSeq and is a predicted model, not a curated record. Gene Ontology annotation, cellular component: cytoplasm. The transcript has a single exon.
AUGGCGGCUCCGGCGGGUCACCCGGCUCGGGAGGCUCGGUCCGAAUGCUCUGAGGAGGCGCUGGCCGCUGCCUUAGCGGACGUGCCCGAACUAGCCCGACUUCUAGAAAUAGACCCGUACCUGAAGCCCUUCGCUCCGGACUUCCAGCGCAGGUAUAAGCUGUUUAGCAAGACUUUGAACAACAUUGGAGAGAACGAAGGUGGUAUUGAUAAGUUUUCCAGAGGUUAUGAAUCAUUUGGCGUCCACAGAUGUGCUGAUGGUGGUUUAUACUGCAAAGAAUGGGCCCCGGGAGCAGAGGGAGUUUUUCUUACUGGAGACUUCAAUGAUUGGAAUCCAUUUGCAUACCCAUAUAAAAAACUGGAUUUUGGAAAAUGGGAGCUGUAUAUCCCACCAAAGCAGAAUAGAUCGGUCCUAGUACCUCAUGGAUCCAAAUUAAAGGUUGUUAUUAGGAGUAAAAGUGGAGAGAUCUUGUAUCGUAUUUCACCGUGGGCGAAGUACGUGACUCGUGACAGUGAUGAUGUGAAUUAUGAUUGGAUACACUGGGAUCCAGAACACCCAUAUAAAUUUAAGCAUUCCAAACCAAAGAAGCCAAGAGGUCUACGAAUUUAUUAA